Molecule: messenger RNA, 975 nt
Organism: Gadus morhua (Atlantic cod)
Lineage: Eukaryota; Metazoa; Chordata; Actinopteri; Gadiformes; Gadidae
Product: zinc finger BED domain-containing protein 1-like
Exons: 4
Coding region: 16-789 (257 amino acids)
Molecular function (GO): protein dimerization activity
Source: RefSeq, a predicted model, not a curated record
GACUUCAUCAGGCUGAUGCAGGUUCUGUACACCUGCACACUCUGUGUUUCCACUGAAAAAAGCCCAACAGCCGGACAGAUCCUGCCGAUCAUCCAAAAGCUGGAGAAACACUUCGCUGCUGUAAAUGGAGACACAGCAUUUGUAGCUGACUUGAAGAAAAGGGUCUGGGGAAACAUGUCUACCCGGUACAAGAAUGAGGACAUCAGGUUCUUCUUGGAAGAAGCCACUGCCUUAGAUCCCCGCUUCAAGAGUAAGAUGGACAACAACACCGCAGUCUGGGAACGGAUCAAGGGGAAGUUGCUGGCAAACUCUGAAGAGUCGGUGGCAGUCAAUCAUGACCAUUCAGAAGAGGUUGGUGUGAUGCAGGGCGAGGGAAACCAGGAAGGUGUGACGACUGAGAGCGAGGAGGAAGAGGAGAAUCAGCCUCCUCCUUCCAAACAAUCGAAAAAGUCUCCACUGGAGGAGCUUUUUGCUGAGGAGGAUGCCAUGAAGAGGACCUCACAAGAGGGGUUGAUGUCCAUGGAAAGUCGUGCUGAAAGGGAGAUCCAGACGUACCUGGAAACGCCACCAAUCAUCACAUCGUCUGACCCUGCAGCCUGGUUCUGGACCCAGACACAAACUUAUCCUUUACUGUCAUGUCUGGCCUUCUCAUAUUUAUGUGUCCAGGCCUCCUCAACACCUAGUGAACGGGUGUUUUCUACUGCAGGAAACACAAUCUGUGCGGAACGGUCGCGCUUACUGCCUGAGAAGGCAGACAUGAUAAUCUUCCUAAACAAGAACUGUUGUUAAUGAUUUGUCACAACUGCGCCAGGGUUUGAGUUUGUUUUAUUUUGUUACAUAUACAUCCACCUGGGCUGCAGCUCUUUGCUUUUUAGACUGCUGCCAACUUGUGUCACUUCAGCAGAAUUCAGUUAUAGUUACAGUUAGGGACCCUCGGCAAUGUGAAUAAAUAUAAUGGCCUGUGUAAAGGCUUUU